Molecule: messenger RNA, 919 nt
Organism: Papaver somniferum (opium poppy)
Lineage: Eukaryota; Viridiplantae; Streptophyta; Magnoliopsida; Ranunculales; Papaveraceae
Product: protein LURP-one-related 6-like
Exons: 3
Coding region: 128-760 (210 amino acids)
Source: RefSeq, a predicted model, not a curated record
ACUCAACAGCCUUAGCUUCUACAUACCUAGCUAUAUUGUUGCUUUUUCACUGAUCACCUACAUAUAUACGUACAUUUGGUGUCAAAGAAGAAAUCACAAAUUCUCUUAGCCAGUAAGGAAGAGAAAAAUGCAGGGUGGGAAUGAUAAGGUCCAUGUUGAACCAAUAGUGAGCAAAGAAUAUUGUUGUGAAUCAUCACAGACAAUACUAACAAUAAGAAGAAGACCUCAUGUAGUGAGUGGAGGAGGUUUUGUUGUUACAAAUUGCAGUCUUCAAGUUUUGUUUAGGGUUGAAGGUUGUGGAAUCCUUGGUACUGAUAAAGAGUUGGUUCUUAAAGAUGGAGAUGGAGAUUGUUUGCUUCUUAUUCGUGAAAAGGGAGGUAUUGUCCAAGCAUUGAGUGUUCAUAAGCAAUGGAGAGGGUAUGCGAGAAACUAUGAAGGAGUUCAAAGAUUGGUGUUUACCUUAAAAGUUCCAAAAUCAUGGCUUAUGAAGAAUGUAAUCAGUGCUUAUGUCGAACCACGAAAGUUUCAUAACAAAGAAUGGGAUUUUCAGAUCGUAGGUUCUUUCCCUGAUAAAGCUUGUAGUAUCAUUGACGCUAACGGGAACAUUAUCGCAAAGGUUGGAGUGACGAAGGAGGAAGGUGAAGAGAUAAGCAAUAUGGAUGUGUAUCAUGUGGUGAUACAAAAGGGGGUUGAUCAAGCAUUUGUAGUUGGAGUCAUUGCCGUGCUUGACAACAUAUAUGGAGAAUCUACAAGAUGUUGAUACCGCCUCUUAUCCAUAAAAAAGAACCCGCAUGACGGGGUGAUUUGUAUAUUGUAAACUUUUUUGCUUGCAAUGUUUUUUUUUUGUUUAGGAGUUUUGAUUGCCACAGAAAUUGUACAUUUUAUUUUCUUGUAAUUAGUCAUUUUGUAUUGACUUAUC